This is a messenger RNA of Marasmius oreades (fairy-ring Marasmius), 2735 nucleotides long. RefSeq lists its product as uncharacterized. The record is from RefSeq and is a predicted model, not a curated record. Lineage: Eukaryota; Fungi; Basidiomycota; Agaricomycetes; Agaricales; Marasmiaceae. The transcript has 4 exons. Gene Ontology annotation, molecular function: RNA binding. The coding region runs from base 18 to 2273 and encodes 751 amino acids.
ACGAACACUUUUGUUCAAUGGCCACCACUGUGCUGGACAGCGAGCACGGCAGAAUCCUCUGCAUUGCUGAUAUUCGGGGCCACCUCAGCAUCCUAAACGAUCUUGCACGCGAUGCCAAUGCUGUGGCUAUCAUCCAUACGGGAGACUUUGGGUUUUUCGACGCAUCUAGCUUGGACAGAAUAAAUGAUAGAACCCUCCGCCAUCUUGCCACGUAUUCACCUCUCAUUCCAACCACCCAGCGAACUCAUCUUUCACACGAAAACACACCCGCACAAGUUGUUCGUCAAUCUUUGGACAUAACUCUUCUUUCCGAAUUCCCUCUCCUUCUUUCUUCGACAAUAAAGCUCAAUGUACCGGUUUUCACCGUAUGGGGUGCCUGUGAGGACGUGCAGAUACUGGAAAAGCUCCGCCUGGGCACGUACACGAUACCCAACCUCCAUGUUCUUGACGAAGCACACUCGGGUACUCAUUUACUUGAGGUGGCUGGUCUGAAGCUUCGCUUAUUCGGACUUGGGGGUGCUCUUGUUCCUCAUAAGAUGUUUGACAACGGGGAUGCCAAUGCCACUAUCGCUGGAGGGUCGGGAACGAUGUGGACUACAGCUCUUCAAAUUGGUCAGCUCGUAGACACUGCUCAACGUGCUUUUGAUCCCACGGAGACACGUCUUUUGGUUACUCAUGCUUCACCUGGUCGGGAAGGUAUCAUUGCUCAGUUGGCUUUGGUUUUGAAGGCGGACCUUACGGUUUCGGCUGGUUUGCACUUCCGAUACGCCUCGUCAUACAACGAGUUUAGCGUUCAGAACGAAUACGAAACCUUCCGAAAAAAACUUAUAUCUGGCAAGGAGCAAUUCUAUAAGAUUUGGGAGAGCGUGAAGACGCAGGUGGAUGCUGUAAUUGACGAACAUCAGCGGGUGUUGCUUAACAAAGCCCUUUACGUUAUUGAGCGUAUACCUCCAGCGUUCGGCGCUCUAAUAACCAACGCGCAAGGAACUUCGAUACAGGCCCAGGAUGAACCAUCGUGGAAAAACUGUUGGAAUUGGAAUCUGUGUGAUGCUGCUUAUGGUUCGCUUGUCCUGGAUAUUCGGGAGGGACGGGUUAGUGCAGAAUUGAAAAGCCAAGGUUUCAACUACGCUUAUCGUCGUACAGCAACUGCGCAGUCGCCAAUGGCACCUACAGGCAAUACUCCUACUCGCGCCAGCCCUGCUGUCAAUGUGCAACAACAGGAAAAGGCUGCUGUUGGUGGAACACCGGUGCCAACGGCCACUUCCGUUCAACCCAAUGCCAAGGCCACACCAGCUCAGUCGCCCAAAGCGUUACCUCCUCAUCUCACGAAUGCAUCACGAGGUGGAAGUGGGAGAGGCACCCCUGCCAACACGGUCGCUGGUGCCGCGCCUGCUUCUGCUGUCGCUACCCCACCCACUCAAGCCGCAGAAACUCCAGCAUCAGCCGCUUCCUCACCAGUUGCACAAACUCCUACCAACGCUCAUUCUCCCAACGGCACUGACAAAGCAGAUCGUGAACGUCAAAAGAGGGAGAGGAAGAAGGAGAAGAAGGAGAAGGAGAAAGCUGAACGAACUGCUUCUGCUGUUACAGAGAAGGAAGGCGGAGCUGGAGCUGAAGGAACACGGACAUCUACACCUGCUUCUUCUCAGCCGCAACAGCAAGGGCAUAAGGCGCAGCCUUCGACUGGAUCCGGUGCUGGGAGAACUGACGAAGUGAAGAGCCCUGUUACUGAAGGUGGGGGAACAAGUGGUGCGCGCACGCCUAGAGGAAACAAACCUGCUCGAAACCCAUGGACGAUAUUCUUGCGGUUGACAGUACCUACCACCGAGGCAGAUCUAAAGGAGUUCUUUGGUGAAGCAAAGGCCGGGAUCACUAGAAUAUCCUUCCCAACCACGACGCAAGCUGGACGUAGUCAGAAGCUUGCCUAUGUUGAGUUUGGAGACGAAGCGGCUAUGAAACUUGCCCUCACUUCUCACGCCGAGAAACUGAACGAUGCGAUACCGGAUUUGAAGCAAGCUACGGAUCGGGAGACGAGAGAAAAGGAACGUGAGCAGCAGAAUGCAGUCGGUGGUGGUGGUUUUACUGCGAAUCCGGCGUUUUCAUCUGGCAGAGGUGGUCGCGGCAGAGGACGUGGCGGGCAAGGUGGAUAUGCAUCAAGAGGUCUGGCAAUGGCCGGUUUGACUAGCGCACGCGGAAGAGGUGGUCCAGGUGGACAAGCACAAGCGCAGGGAGGGGAUCAAGGUGCAGCGCCGGAUGCACCAGCCUCCUCAUAAUCUUCUUCCCCUACUUAAAUUCGGGCGAAGGAGACUCUUCACUGACUUGUUAUCCCCAGAUGAUCGUUGGCGUUAAACUGGACUACUUUAUUUUGUUUCGGGAAAUGCGCUUAUAGAUGACCGCUUUUCUAUCUAACCCUCGAUACCCUUGUCCCAAGCGUUUGUCCAUUCGUUUUUUCUUGACGUCGUUUUCGCUCCCUACUUUCGCAAGUUCUACCUAGUUUGCAGAGCAGGCGAUCCAUCAUUUCAACGACUCCUGCUCUAGUCCAUCAUCCUCUAUUUGGCGACCUUCAUUCCCUUAUGACCCUAAAAGUACUUCCUGCUACUGACAUAGUUUACUUUCGUCAAUUUAAGUAUAGUCCGCGAAUGUUAUUGCCCUGUCAUUCGGGCUAGGCUGCUCGUGCAGUUGGUCUUGGUUUUAGUAAUGAGUAACUUUGUUAAGGCGUGGGCUCAGAGAUCGCC